UAGCGUGAUACUAUCUUAUAGACCUCACUAUGAUUGAAUUGGGGCAAAUUCUCUCGUCAAUUUAAAAUAUCGUUGUUUCGCAGUGUAGCCACGGUCUACAUGGUAGCCGCAUCGUAUUUCGAACGGCUGUUUUAACGUAUUUCAUAGAUUGUGAGUUGCAAGAUUGUUUUAGUGCCUAAGCCAGAUCCUCUGCUUGUGUAUUUAUUCGUACUAACACAGCGAGCGAUGCCACCGGCCAUCGACAGGUUACGCAAGGUUGUCUCGUCCGGCAGUAACUUAAUAGGCUCCGACAGUGCUGAGGACCUGAGGAAAGACCCGAGAAGCCUAUGGAAGCUACGACUGAAGUUGGCGUUAGCAGUAAUGCUUGUGGCUACCGUUAUCUCUGCUCUAGUCGUGUUCUUCUCAAUUAAGCACCAAACCGUACCCAAACACGUUGCUGCUAAACAAGCACAUGCCAAAAUUCAUCCCACUAAGAAGCUACCACGUGCCGAGGUUCAUCCUGUUACUAAGUCAUCAUCCACUGUGCCAUCGGCAGUUUCCUCGAAUUCUAAGAAAAAACAUGCCGAAGACCAUCCCAUUACAAAUUCACCAUCCCUGGCACCUGCAACUCCCUCGGAUUCUAAAGAAAACCAACCCAAUCCGCAAAGCUCUAUAAAGGAUCUUCUUAAUUCUGUGGCGGACACCUGGCCCGAUUUAUGGAAUUCUCCAGAGGAUCUCCCUGAUUUUCUGGAAAACGAGGAGCACAGUAAACAAGAAGUACAUCGAAGUAUUUUGUAAAUCAUUUCAAGACCCCAGAAGUUAUGUUUGGCUACGGGAGAUAUUCUAAUGUAUGCCUGAUUGAUUGGUUGUCAAUAUUCGUCACAAAAUGCGCGACUCUAUUAUACGUGCAGCGAGGUGCGCGAUUAUGAUCCAGACCAAAUAGGCGCCUUCAGGUUAUUACGUCAAAAGAUCAUUUACGUCAAUGGCACAUUGCCAGUGAAAGAUAAUUCUAAGCCAAACAGCGAGGAUUCUGUUGAUUGCGAAGAUGUAUAGAUACGUCGAUUUAUGAAGAUCUAUACGCCGAACAGUAUCAUGGGGAUGACUAUAAGGUUUUUAUGACGGUAUGUAACGGUCAUAUACAGUUAUAAUGGAUGUCUCAGUAACGACCUCCUGAGUAUCACGAUUUCAUCGACACGCUGUUGAGUUCCGGCCAGUGCAUUCGAACGUCGGCUUUCGACGAAGCAAAGCAAUGUUCCGCUAGCUUUAUAAACAUUAAUAAAAUUCCAAA
Messenger RNA from Varroa destructor (honeybee mite), 1267 nucleotides. RefSeq lists its product as uncharacterized. The record is from RefSeq and is a predicted model, not a curated record. Lineage: Eukaryota; Metazoa; Arthropoda; Arachnida; Mesostigmata; Varroidae.